Molecule: messenger RNA, 1025 nt
Organism: Saccostrea cuccullata (small rock oyster)
Lineage: Eukaryota; Metazoa; Mollusca; Bivalvia; Ostreida; Ostreidae
Product: organic anion transporter 3-like
Exons: 5
Coding region: 344-967 (207 amino acids)
Biological process (GO): transmembrane transport
Molecular function (GO): transmembrane transporter activity
Source: RefSeq, a predicted model, not a curated record
UCCUUGAACAGUUUAACGGCUGAUUUAAGACCACACGUGCAUUGCAUACGUUAGCUUCUUAAUUACUUUUUUAUGCAAAUCAUUUACAUCAUCUUUUCAAGUGGAAUUUUUUAUCAAAAUGUUAUAAAUACAGACGUAAAGUACGAAAGACCCAUUUAGGAUUUGGAAUCUUUCGGCGAAAUGGUUGAACUGUUGAAGCAUGGAAAUAUGUAAGCACCAAGUGUUAAAAGAAAUGGGGUCGAUUGAGCCGUAAAAGGAGGAGAUAAAGAUGACAGCAUACCUGUACAGGUAUUUUGGAUCAGAACAGGCACUCACCUGAAGGUCUACAUUUUCAAAUUUCAAGAUGGACGGAGAUAAGAUAUUGGAGAGUCUGGGCCGUUUUGGCCUAUUCCAGGUCCUCUUCUUUCUGUGUGUGUCCUUUAUCUACAUGAGAGGAGCCUGGCCAGUGAUGGCCAUUCUGUUUCUGGGAGGAGACCCGGGUCAUCACUGUACGGUGCCUGUAAAUGAAUCAGUGACAGCCAUUAUUCCUCUGGACUCAAACGGAGAUUUUGAGAAAUGUGUGAUGAAAGCUCCAACCCAAAAUCAAACCAAGACAUGUGAUCAAGGGUGGACAUAUGGAAGCGAAUUUGAUUCGACUAUUUUAACAGAGUGGGACCUGGUGUGUGACAAUAACUUUCUGGUGGAUUUGUCCUCCACGAUCUAUAUGGUGGGGAACACGCUGGGGGCCCUAUGUCUCACGCCGCUCUCGGACAAGUUUGGCAGGAAGUGGGUCAUUCUGGGCAUGCUCUGGAUACAAGGGGCCGUCGGCAUAGGAACAGCCUUUGCCAGCAGUUACGCCAUGUUCACUGUGUUAAGAUUUUUUAUUGCCGUACUAAACAUGGUAUGUUUUAUACAAUAUUCCUCUUUAUAUUUUAAACAUUUUAGAUUGUUCUUCUUAGUUAAUUAUUUACAGUUAUUUGGUAAUUAAAUUUAUUUAUACCGAACAAGGUAAGAACUUUAAACAGGUCGAGGUCAAUUGAAAAUAG